CAACAACAAAAUGCCUGCGUUUUAUCCAGUUUGUACACAACGAUGGAAGACCUCAAAACACAGAAAGGAUUAUCGGGACCAAAAGAAAGAGCUCGGACGGAGUGGCAGCGGUCGUACGAAAACAAGUCCACAUUUUGACUUGCUAAACUCGGUCCUCGGAGACAGACCGACGAGUGGUGUGGGAUGCACCGUGAAUUCGCUUUGUCUCUCGUCAAUUGGGUUGGAGGACGAGUCAUUUAAUGCUGGCAUAUCUCGUUUGGAGUGCAGUGAGUCGGAACCACCACCACCUUCGGCGUGUAGCUCGCCCGUGCACAUGCUUGGGUCUCUUGCCACAACAAGCAGCUCUUCCCAGGAAUCUCUGGUGACCCUAACCCAGCCAGUGGGCCGUAACAAACAGGUUAAAAGGAAGCGGGAUUCGUCAUCUGGCCUUGUCCCGUUAAUGGAGAGGAGUGAAGCCAGGGACGAAGAGCUACUGGAGCAUAGCCGGGCGAUGCUUCAGGAGGUGCAGAACGGCAAUGCUGAGUUCCUACGGAUCUUCAACGUCACAGAGCAGAGCAGAAUCGAGCAGAGCCGGAUCGACGGACUCGCCAGAAUCGCAAAGGCCGAGCAUGACGGCCACAUGCUUGGCUUGUUAGACAGGAUGGUGAAGGUGAUGGAGGCCAACAGCAAACAAUGACAUUAUUUUUGUAUCUCCAUUGUUCAUGCCCCUUUUGUGUACAUAAUUUUUAAAUACACUUAGUUAUAUAAUAUAUACAGUAUGUUCUCCACACUUUUUUGUGAAUACUUGUAUACAUUCUUUUUUAAAUACACUUAGUUAUAGUAUA
Molecule: messenger RNA, 824 nt
Organism: Trematomus bernacchii (emerald rockcod)
Lineage: Eukaryota; Metazoa; Chordata; Actinopteri; Perciformes; Nototheniidae
Exons: 3
Coding region: 11-676 (221 amino acids)
Source: RefSeq, a predicted model, not a curated record